UAUAAAAACCCCAUUAGCCCAUGUUGUCCAUACCAUCAACUACUUGCUCAUUCUUUAAUUAGCUUUACAGUUCCCAAAUUCACUCCCACAAUGGGUUUCACUUGCAGAAAACUACUACUUUGUCUAAUGCUAUGUGCUUCUAUGAUGGCACUAAGCUUGGCUAACAAGGACUGGCAGUUUGGGUCUAACUCCAGGAACCAUCGAUCUACUGCAUCGAAGAAGCUCGUGGUUGGAGACUCGCAAAGUUGGCGUUACGGGUCCAACUACACCGAUUGGGCUAUCAAAACUAGUCCAUUCUUCAUCAACGAUACUCUAGUGUUCAAAUUUGAUGCGCCAAGUCGCGCCAACCCAUUCCAACACAGCGUAUACUUGAUGCGGAGCUUCUGGCACUUCUUGGCGUGCGAUUUCAGGGGAGCGAAGAUGGUUGCAAAUGUGAAGCAAGGAGGAGGAGAAGGUUUUGAGUUCAGGAUGAAGAGGUGGAUGCCUUAUUACUUUGCUUGCGGAGAACAUGAUGGAGCACAUUGCAGGGAUGGUCAAAUGAAGUUCAUUGCCAUGCCUCUCCAUCAAUAUCGCUACUAGCUACCUAUUUCAUGCAUGGUUCGAAGUCUUUGUUUUGCUUCUUAAUUUUAUUUAUAGAAAUAAAAGUUUUUGAGAACAAUUAUACAGAAUAUACUGUGUAUGUCCUCGCAUGUUUGCAUUUUGUUAUCAAAUAGCUGUGUCUACAGUCGGAUCUGUUGCAUUGUUAUUGUUGUUGAUCAAUAAGAUAUUAGUAAAGUUUGAAAGUCUUAUUUGAUUUGUUCAA
Molecule: messenger RNA, 802 nt
Organism: Tripterygium wilfordii
Lineage: Eukaryota; Viridiplantae; Streptophyta; Magnoliopsida; Celastrales; Celastraceae
Exons: 2
Coding region: 91-579 (162 amino acids)
Molecular function (GO): electron transfer activity
Source: RefSeq, a predicted model, not a curated record